This is a messenger RNA of Trypanosoma conorhini, 777 nucleotides long. RefSeq lists its product as uncharacterized. Bases 1 to 777 code for a protein of 258 amino acids. The record is from RefSeq and is a predicted model, not a curated record. The transcript has a single exon. Lineage: Eukaryota; Euglenozoa; Kinetoplastea; Trypanosomatida; Trypanosomatidae.
AUGUCAAAGGCAGUGCCUCUUCCGGGCAUCACAUUUGCCGGCACUUCCUACGCGCGCAGCGAGAGGGUGUUUGAGCCUCUGCCGAGGAAUGACGCCAGGCGGGUCCGGCAUCGUGAGGUGGUCCGCUUUAGGAGCGCGCCUCAAGCACCGGCGCGGCCCCGUUGGAAUAUGUCUGUGUUGGAUGAGGCCCAUCCGUUUCCCGAGCGCCCCAUAAUGCACUCCCUGCAGCGGUUUGAGGGCGUCGAGGUGUCCACCAGGGGGUUUCCCCAGACAGUUCGUGGCACGAAGCACCUUGAAAACAAAUUUCGGCCACCGCUCUGGACGGGCCGGGAGAGAAACAGUUCUGCGACGAAUGUGGACCAGCGGCAGCGGCAGCGGGCCAGUUUUCUUUCCCGCGUCAUUGCCUCGGACUUCUCUGAAGGCAAAAAGAAGAUGCGACAGGGGUGGGACGUGUCGACGAUGCGUUGGAGCUUUGCGGGAAAUGUAGGUGAAGCGGAGGAGGGCCGAAGGAGCUACGUGGAGAUGAACAAGAGGAAGGGGAGCUUCUGGAACCUGGAGUCGUACCGCAACCCUGUCACUCGGGUGAAAGAAAUGAAUGAGAGUAUUCGAGAGGCGAAGCGAAAUGGACGAAUGCGAAGGGAAGAGGCCUCCUUACCGCCGCUGGAUGCUCGUGGUGCCCCGGCAGUGUUUAAGAUGAGCAACAUCGAUGAGUGGUGGCAUUUGGACCCCACACUCACAGCAGCAAGCACAACAGCAGCGCCUACUGUGGAUGUAUAG